This is a messenger RNA of Lolium perenne, 1182 nucleotides long. RefSeq lists its product as uncharacterized. NCBI's taxonomy places the organism in Eukaryota, Viridiplantae, Streptophyta, Magnoliopsida, Poales, Poaceae. The record is from RefSeq and is a predicted model, not a curated record.
CGCUGGCUUGCCCGCGUGCCUCUUAUGUAGGCGCUUCGUCGUCUCCCUCGCCAUCACACGCACCGCCUCUCCGCCUUCUCAAGUACACGCGCGCGGGCAGUCCGUCGUCGCGCUCACCACCACCACCACUUCCCCCCUCCCUAGUCCUUCUCCUCCAUAUAGUCGACCGCAGCAAUCUUACUGCCGGCCAUGCUGCAGGCGGGCUCGGAGCGGCGGUUACUACCGGCGGGGAGCAUGUGGGUGCCGGGGAUGAGCCUGCAGCAGGCGCCGUACGGGGCCGCUUCUCCGUCGGCCAGGGCGCUGGAGAUCGCGCGGAGGCGGGACGAGAUGCUCGGCAUGCUGCACGGCCUCCCCGAGUCCGACUACGAGCUCUCCCUCACCGACCUCGUCGAGAAGACCGCCGCCUCCGGGGGCGCCAACGCUGGCCUGCCCCUUCCGCCGCCGCUGCCGCCGAGCCCGAGCGAGAGGAAGGAGCCGAUCCCGAGCCCCCUGGGGAGGCCUGGUUGGCAGUCCGAGCAGCAGCCGGCGGCGAAGACCAAACCUUUUCCCUCCUCGAGGCGGCGGAGCGAGAGCGGGAGCGGGAGCGGGAGCGCGAGGAGCAGCUUCCGCAGCAGCAGCGACAGCGUCCUCCUCAACUUCUACAUGCCCCGCUCCAUCACCCGCAGCUUCACCGCCCCGCGCGCCGGCGGCCGCGGGUCCUCCGUCUCCGGCCCCGCCAGGGCCGCCGUCGUUCCCGACGACUCCAACAAGAGGGAGAGAGACAGCGACUCCGUCAAGUGCUGGCCGAUGAUGCCGUGGGACCGGCGGUGGCGGAAGUCCAGCCGGCGGGACACGGCCGGCGGCGAGUUUGAGGCCAUCCUAAAGAACUAAUCUGCUUCCCAAGAAAAGUCUCAAGACUCUGACGUCGUUGAUAAAAAACAAACGCAGGUCUGACGAACGCUGGGUGUACACAAUACACACACGUGUUGGCGGCUCUGUACAUACUUCAUACGCGAUACGGUUUGGCUGUUUAGUUUCUACUAGUGGUAUGAGUGUAGUAUACGGGUCCGAAAAGGACUAGUAUUGUCUUGUGAACGAACUGAUUGUGUGUAUAGAACCAAUAUGCUAGUUUGCCUUCCUGGCCUUGCAAUGCAACGUAAUUUGACAAACAAGAGAUCAAAAUGGAGGUAUUAUCCCCUGCAA